Messenger RNA from Hydractinia symbiolongicarpus, 1344 nucleotides. RefSeq lists its product as uncharacterized. NCBI's taxonomy places the organism in Eukaryota, Metazoa, Cnidaria, Hydrozoa, Anthoathecata, Hydractiniidae. Bases 81 to 1184 code for a protein of 367 amino acids. The transcript is spliced from 7 exons. The record is from RefSeq and is a predicted model, not a curated record. Gene Ontology annotation, cellular component: Golgi apparatus. Gene Ontology annotation, molecular function: antiporter activity.
GUAAGAAUAACCAAAUUUAUUCAUUUAGACAUAAACAUGUUCAGUCGUAGUCAUAUCUAUAUACACGAAAACUUGUAAGCAUGACUUCAUCAGAAUGGGUGAACCUUAUCUUGGACUUUGCACCUGGUAUAUUUGCAGCUUUAUUUUAUGGCAUUGUAUCAGGAUCAAUGUCAUUUAUGAAUAAGACUGUUUUAACAGGUUAUAGCUAUCACUAUCCUGACAUUGUAAUGCUGUCGCAAAUUGUUGCAACAUCAAUAGCGUUAGAAGUGUGUAGAAGGAUUAACAUGUGUGAUAUACAACCAUGGACUUUAAAGAGAGGUAAAGACUUUGCUAUCCCGAGUUUCUGUUUCGCUCUGCAUACGACCUUAGCACUGGCAGCUCUAGAUGACUUGUCCAUACCCAUAUAUAAUGUGUUGCGUCGCAUGCUCCCUCUCGCCAGCCUAAUCAUGAGUGUGAUUGUGUUGCAGAAAUAUCCAUCCAGAGGAACCGUGGCUUCAGUUUCUCUCAUUGUGACUGGAACUUUAUUUGCAGGGAUUGGAGAUUUAAGUUUUCAAGUUAUUGGAUACAGCAAUGCCAUCCUGAGUGUACUGGCACAGAGUGUUUACCUCACGUUUGUGCAGAAGACUGGGCUAGAGAAAGGAGGUUCUGCUUUGUCUGUUCUUCAUUUAAAUAGUAUCAACUGCAUACCGAUGUUGUUGUUGUUCACUGCUUUGAAUGGACAUUUAGUAAAAGGCUUCCAGUUUCCAGGAUUCUCUCAAAUCGGAUUUCUGGUGUACUUCACCCUAAACAUAUUUCUUGGUUGUAUUCUCAAUUACUCUUUAUUCUUAUGUGCUACUAAAAACUCAGCUUUGACUACCAGUUUUGUGGGUGUUAUCAAAGGCGUUAUCACGACCAUCAUUGGAUUCUUUACCUUCGGUGGUGUCCACUUCACCUUCCUCGCUGUUGGUGGAGUAACGUUAAACGCAAUAGGAGGUGUUUUAUACACGUAUGUGAAAUAUAAGGAAAAGAAAAACCAAAUUCAUCUCUUAUUAAACACGCCUUUAAGGUCUCCAUUGAGAAGAAGUAAUUCGAAAACCAGUGAGACUGCAAACGGUAUGAUUACAAGACAUAGACUUGACUCGGGUUGCGACACUGACGAGUCGAUAAAACCCAAUGGACACGUAACUAUCGAUUUCUCUAGGUAGCAUUUUGUUAAUUUUUUUGUUAGACUGUUGGGGUUGGUAAUUAUAAACUUAUUGCACCACAAUUUAUCCUGCAUUUUACAUACAGCUGGCUGUGCUAGGGUGGUGGGUAAAUUACUAAACAAGGGACAAGAGCAACGAGGGAACCGUUUAUCCGCGAAAA